This is a messenger RNA of Ambispora leptoticha, 327 nucleotides long. The record is from the annotation of a GenBank genome assembly. NCBI's taxonomy places the organism in Eukaryota, Fungi, Glomeromycota, Glomeromycetes, Archaeosporales, Ambisporaceae.
AGUGGAAAUAUUCAACGAGACACACAGAGUGGAAAUAUUCAAAAAGAUUUACAAAGUGGAAAUAUUCAAAAAGAUUUACAAAGUGGAAAUAUUCAGCGAGAUUUACAAAGCGGAAACAUUCAACAAGAUUUACAGAGCGGAAAUAUUCAAAAAGAUGUACAAAGCGGAAAUAUUCAAAAAGAUUUACAGAGUAUACUGUUAAAAUAUCCAGAUCACAUGUACACGAGCAGAUUGAUCAAUACACUAGAGAUCACAGAGCGGUUAGAAAACAUGAAAAUAAUUCAACAAAGUAACCAAAUUUAUUCUGUAGAAAUUCCAGACAAUUAA